Notolabrus celidotus (New Zealand spotty) is the source of this 3795-nucleotide messenger RNA. Its product is annotated as protein canopy homolog 3-like. The transcript has 5 exons. Gene Ontology annotation, molecular function: signaling receptor binding. The record is from RefSeq and is a predicted model, not a curated record. Bases 1 to 696 code for a protein of 231 amino acids. Gene Ontology annotation, cellular component: endomembrane system. NCBI's taxonomy places the organism in Eukaryota, Metazoa, Chordata, Actinopteri, Labriformes, Labridae.
AUGAACAUUACCUUGUCCCUCUCCCUUUUUCUCUUCCUUCCUUCCCUUCCUCCUCCUUCUCUCCACAGAGACCUGAGAUUCAUCGAGGUGGUUGAAAAUGUGUGUCAGAGGCUGUUGGAGUACAACCUGCACAAAGAGAGAGACGGGAGCAACCGCUUCGCCAAGGGCAUGUCUGAGACGUUCUCCACCCUUCAUGGUUUGGUGAAUAAAGGAGUGAACGUGGUGAUGGACAUCCCCUACGAGCUGUGGAACGAGACUUCAGCGGAGGUCGCGGACCUUAAAAAACAGUGUGACGUGUUGGUGGAGCAGUACGAGGAGGUGAUCGAAGAAUGGUACAAAGGGAGCCAGGAGGAGGACCUGACCAUCUACCUGUGUGAGAAACACGUCCUUAAAGGACAGGACACAGCCUGCCUGAAAGAAGACUGGUCAAAGAAGAAGAAGGGAGACCUGGCAGCCAUCGCGGAGGACAAGAAGAAGAAGAAAAAGAAGAAGGGACUGAAGAAGGAGGGCGGGGACGUCAGCUCGGAGGGAGAGAAGACGACGACGACGUCGUUGAAGAAGAAGAAGGAGAAGAAGGUGAAGAAGAAGAAAAAGAGCAAAGCGCCGGUGGAGAAGGCGGAGGGAGGAGGAGGGGCGACAUCGGACGAGGAGAUCCAGCCUCAGGUGCCUCUGUCUGGGCCGAAGACGGAGCUGUGAGUCCUGGUUCCUGGUUCUGGUCCGGGUCUCUGUAAUGAAAGUAAACUCUUAGUAAAGCGUCUGCAGCUUCUUUAAACGUCCUCACCUGUCGUUCAAACGGAGUCGUUUAAUCGGAGUCGUUCAAACAGAGUCGUUCAAACAGAGUCGUUCAAACAGAGUCGUUCAAACAGAGUCGUUCAAACAGAGUCGUUCAAAAGGAGUCGUUUAAACCGAGUCGUUCAAACAGAGUCGUUCAAAAGGAGUCGUUUCGUUCACUCAGUCAGAUCGGGAACUGUUACGUUGUUUUUAAGUCGUCAUUUUAACAAGUUUCCUUUGUUUUUGUAGUUGGUAGGACUUCCUUAAAUUCAGAUAUCAAGCUGGAAUUUUGAGUAAUUUAACAUUUCCUUCAAUGUUAAUUCCACUUUGUCCAUAUUUGACUUUACUUCCUUAUCUUUGUCUGACAUUUCCUCAAACUUUCAAAGUAAAAUCACUGAGACUUAAACUCAAAUAUAAUCAACACCAUGCCUCAUCAAACACAUUCAUCACAAUUUAGCCUCCAAAAAUAAUUUAAAACAACAGUUAAGAUUGUAAAAUUACUCGUUUAAGUAACUUCUGAACAAAAAUUAACAUUUCCUGUAUCAGCCGUCUUUUCGUAACUCAUGAUUUGUUCUGGAUUAUGUCGUUUCUGAAGGAUUAUCUUUGAGUUUUGGACUGUGGUCUGACCAAGAAGGCAACCAUAAUCUGUAUGAAACAUGAAGGGGAACAUUUUUAAUUUUGCUGUAAAAACUCUCAUUUUAACAUUGAAGUCAAUAGGGAUCCCUCCACUUUUGGGUCCAGCCUCUAGUGGACAUUCUAGGAACUGCAGUUUUUGGACUUCCUAAUUUUUCUGCAUUAUUUUGUGACAUUUUUUUUUUACCUAUUCCAAUAUAUUUCAAGUAAAUAAUUAAUGGUUGAAAUAAUUUAAAAUUUUCAAUCACGCCACUUUGCUUGCACAAGCCCCAAGCUUCAUUCCAGUUACUUCUAAACAAAAAUGAACAUUACCUAUAUCGGUCAUCUGUUCUUAGCUCAUGAUUUGUUCUGGAUUUUGGACUGUGGUCGGACCAAGAAGGCAACCAUAAACUGUAUAAAACAUGAUGGGGAACAUUUUUAAUUUUGCUGUAAAAACUCUCAUUUUAACAUUGAAGUCAAUGGGGAUCCCUCCACUUUUGGGACCAGCCUCUAGUGGACAUUCUAGGAACUGCAGGUUUCAGACUUCCUAAUUUAUUUUCUGCAACACCAUAAGUUCCCGAGUGUUCGGCACAUUUAGUGCCAUUUUUUUUUCACUUAUUCCCAUAUUUUAAAUGAAUAUUUUGAAAUGUUAAAUAUUCUACUUCGCUAGUACACGCCUUGAGUUUCGUCGACAAAGAAGGCAAACUCAAGGCACAAUCUUGAGCUUUUAGAACCGUAGACUUUAUAAAACAUUAAGGGGAACAUUUUUAAUUUUGCUGUAAAAACUCUCAUUUUAACAUUAAAGUCAAUGGGGAUCCCUCCACUUUUGGGACCAGCCUCUAGUGGACAUUCUAGGAACUGCAGUUUUUGGACUUCCUAAUUUAUUUUCUGCAACACCAUGAGUGUUCGGCAUAUUUAGUGACAUUUUUUUUUUCUCUUAUUCCCAUAUUUUAAGUGAAUAAUUAAUGGAUGAAAUAAAUUGAAAUGUUAAAUCUUCUACUUCGCUAGUACAAGCCUUGAGUUUCGUCGACAAAGAAGGCAAACUCAAGGCACAAUCUUGAGCUUUUAGAACCGUAGACUUUAUAAAACAUGACGGGGAACAUUUUUAAUUUUGCUGUAAAAACUGACAUUUUAACAUUGAAGUCAAUGGGGAUUCCUCCACUUUUGGGACCAGCCUCUAGUGGACAUUCUAGGAACUGCAGUUUUUGGACUUUCUCUUUUUUCUGCAUUAUCUUUGAAACACCAUAACUUCCUGAUUGUUUGGCACUUUUAGUGAAACUUUUUCUUUACUUAUUCCCAUAUUUCAAGUGAAUAAUUAAUGAAUGAAAUAAAUUGAAAUGUUAAAUCUUCUACUUCGCUAGUACAAGCCUUGAGUUUCGUCGACAAAGAAGGCACACUCAAGGCACAACCUUGAUCUUUUAGAACCGUAGACUUUAUAAAACAUGAUGGGGAACAUUUUAAUGUUACUGUAAAAACUGGCAUUUUAACAUUGAAGUCAAUGGGGAUCCCUCCACUUUUGGGACCAUCCUCUAGUGGACACUCUUGGAACUGCAGUUUUUGGACUUUCUCGUUUUUCUGCAUUAUCUUUGAAACACCAUAACUUCCUGAUUGUUUGGCACUUUUAGUGACAUUUUUUCUUUACUUAUUCCCAUAUUUCAAGUGAAUAAUUAAUGAAUGAAAUAAAUUGAAAUGUUAAAUCUUCUACUUCGCUAGUACAAGCCUUGAGUUUCGUCAGUCUGGUUCUGCUAUCUCUAAAAAGGCAUUUUUCUGUCUUUCUUGAAUGUAUUCGUAGUUUUCGGUAGCUUUGCAGUGGAUCUCCUCACAAUGUGAAUUUCGCUUUAUUUUCUUAUCUGUUUACUUCCUUUUUAAAGUUGUUUUUCCUGAAAUGUUUAUUCCAACAUCUCAGCUUUUGAUGGAAUAAUGUGUCGAGUAGAUUACAUUUUUCAGGGACGCUAGGAUUGUGUCGUCUGAGGUGGUUGUCACUUGAAAACAUUGAUGCUGGAAGGGAAUUUAAAAUCGUCCAUAUGUCUGACCUUUAACCCCACCCUUACAUGAUGCAGUAAAAAAAACCUUCACUGCGUCAAUCCAACAUGAGGUACCUUUAUUUUGAAAUGUCAGUGUUUGUUUUUAAUUCUUCUCUUCUCGUGUGUGCUGUUAAAAAGCUGCUAUUUAAGAAGCGCAUGUGUGUGUGUGUAUGUGUGUGUUUGUGUGUGUGUGUUUGUGUGUGACUCCAAAGUAGAAGAGGAAGUUUCAAGUGUGUGUGCGUUUUGCAUUUGUGUAUAUGUGUGUGUGUGUGUUUUUACAGGUUUUUAUUCUGGAGUAAAAUGCUGACUGUGUUGAAUUGAAGUAGCUUUUUGAAACUAUGCGCUGAAAACAUCAUUGGAUCAAUAAAAGUAGGUGAAACACUGAAAA